This is a messenger RNA of Helianthus annuus (common sunflower), 5262 nucleotides long. RefSeq names its product protein TSS. Gene Ontology annotation, molecular function: protein binding. The transcript has 22 exons. NCBI's taxonomy places the organism in Eukaryota, Viridiplantae, Streptophyta, Magnoliopsida, Asterales, Asteraceae. The coding region runs from base 95 to 5044 and encodes 1649 amino acids. The record is from RefSeq and is a predicted model, not a curated record. Gene Ontology annotation, biological process: organelle organization. Gene Ontology annotation, cellular component: cytoplasm.
AGAGAGAGUAUAGCAAAGGAGAGGUCAGGAAAUUUUGAGAAAUCCACAAAAUCACAAACAGGAACCUCUUUUCAUUUCUCACUACCCACAAGCUAUGGCGCCAAGGUCAAGCAGAGCAAAAGGAAACAAGACCAAAUCCGACAAGAAGAAGAAAGAAGAAAAAGUUGUUCCUAGUGUUAUUGACAUAACAAUUGUCACUCCUUAUGAAACUCAAGUUAUACUCAAGGGCGUUUCCACGGACAAAAUCCUCGACGUCAAGAAAUUAUUAGCUGUUCAUGUCGAUACUUGUCAUCUUACAAAUUACUCUCUCUCACAUGAGGUUAAAGGAGCAAAACUGAAUGACAGAUUGGAUUUGGUUUCUUUGAAGCCAUGUUUGAUGAAGAUGGUUGAAGAGGACUACACUGACGAGGCCCAAGCGGUGGCCCACGUGCGGAGGUUACUGGACAUUGUAGCAACCACCACACGCUUCGCAAAGCCCAAGACCGGAAAAGCCACCGCCGGCGCCGGAGGAUCCAAAAAAAGCAGAUCUCAAAAUGUGCCGCUUUCACCGCCAUCUGACGGACCGGAAACCGUUCAAAAUGCCGGCUCAUCUGAACCGGACACAACCGCCGCUGCAACGUCUCCGGAGCCGGAAAAUCUCGAUAUGGCAGCUAUUCAACCGGUUCCGAAACUCUCAGAUUUCUACGAGUUCUUCUCGUUUUCAAAUCUGUCUCCUCCUGUCUUACAUCUGAAACGAAUUGACCGCCAGGAUGCACAGGAGCAGCGUGAGGGCGAUUACUUCGAAAUGCAGGUUAAGAUAUGCAAUGGAAAGUUAUUUCAAGUAGUUGCAUCUACAAAGGGAUUUUACACCUUGGGAAAGCAGUUUUUGCAAAGCCAUUCCCUGGUGGAUCUUCUUCAACAGCUCAGCCAAGCUUUUGCUAAUGCGUAUGAGUCAUUGAUGAAAGCCUUUGUUGAACAUAAUAAGUUUGGUAAUCUUCCAUAUGGUUUUCGGGCAAACACUUGGCUAGUUCCUCCAUCCAUUUUAGACUCGGGAUCAAACUUCCAGCCACUUCCGUUGGAAGACGAGAACUGGGGCGGCGAUGGUGGAGGCCAAGGGCGAAAUGGUCAACAUGACCGUCGACCAUGGGCCACAGAGUUUGCGAUAUUGGUCAGCCUACCUUGCAAAACUGAGGAAGAAAGGGUUGUUCGUGACCGAAAGGCGUUCUUGCUUCAUAGUUUGUUUGUUGAUGUCUCGAUUUUCAAAGCUGUUGCAACCAUAUGCAAAGUCAGAGAUUCUGGUGCAAUAUCCAACGGUCCUCCUGGAUCGAUCAUGUGUGAGGAACGUAUUGGGGACUUGUCUAUUACCGUGAGGCGAGAUGCAGCUGAUGCAAGCGCAAAAUCGGAAGUUAAGGUUAUCGGGAUCGGAUCUUCUACUAUGUCUUCUGAGGAAGUUGCUUUAAGGAAUUUACUUAAAGGAGUAACAGCAGACGAGAGUGCAGUUGUCCAUGACACUAGCUCGAUGGGUACGGUAUUUGUAAGACAUUGUGGAUAUACAGCAACCGUAAAGAUUGUUGGUGACAUCAAAAAGUCGAAGUUCAUGUCACAAGAUAUUGUGAUUGAUGAUCAGCCUGAAGGUGGAGCUAAUGCACUUAACAUUAAUAGCUUACGAGCUCUACUUCCAAACUCUAAAAAUGCGGAAUUAUCAGAAUCCCAGUCACCUAAGUCCGAACAGGGCGAUAUCGAAUCUUUUAGGUGUCUGGUUAGACGAGUAAUAAAAGAAAGUUUGACCAACCUCGAGAAGUCAACAGAUUCUGUUAAGCCUAUUAGAUGGGAAUUGGGCUCGUGUUGGGUUCAGCAUUUGCAAAAGCAGGAAGCACCAUCAGGAGAUAACACAGAAAAGACAAAUGAAGAUAAAGCGGAAGCGGUGGUUAAAGGGUUAGGCAAACAAUUUAAAAUGCUGAAAAAGCGAGAGAAGAAGGAAAGUGACAUUGACUGCUCAGAUGAUGCAGAAGAAAGCAAUUUAGGUCAUGAAGAGUCAAACAUUGACUCCGAGUUGAAGAAUUUGGUUUCAGAAGAAGCCUUCUUACGGUUAAAAGAAAGUGGAACUGGUCUUCACUUGAAGUCAAAAGAUGAGCUUAUUGAGAUGGCACACAGUUAUUACGAUGAAGUCGCAUUACCCAAACUGGUAACAGACUUUGGAUCACUUGAACUUUCUCCGGUUGAUGGGCGCACACUCACUGAUUUCAUGCAUUUAAGAGGGUUGCAAAUGCGCUCAUUGGGGCGUGUGGUUGAGCUUGCUGAGAAGCUUCCGCAUAUACGAUCUCUAUGUAUUCAUGAAAUGGUGACACGUGCCUUCAAGCAUAUACUCGAAGCUGUUAUUGCUUCCGUCGAAAACUUUACCGAGUUGUCAACAACGAUAGUUUCAACGUUAAAUUUCUUGUUUGGGGACACCAAAAAUCAAGAAUUUCUUGAAGAUCAAAGUCUUAAGUUACAAUGGUUACAGUCUUUUCUAGCUAAAAGAUAUGAUUGGAAGAUAAAAGAUGAAUACCAACACUUGAGGAAGAUAUCUAUCCUCAGAGGAUUGUGUCACAAGAUUGGCUUAGAAUUGGCUUCAAGAGACUAUGAUAUGGAUAGUCCAAAUCCGUUUAGGAGUUCCGAUAUUAUCAGCAUGGUUCCCGUCUGCAAGCAUGUACUAUGUUCCUCUGCUGACGGGCGGACACUACUCGAGUCAUCGAAAAUUGCUUUGGAUAAGGGAAAAUUAGAAGACGCGGUUAACUAUGGAACCAAGGCUCUUGCAAAGAUGAUAGCUGUAUGUGGUCCGUACCACCGAACCACUGCUAGUGCGUACAGUCUUCUUGCGGUAGUUCUUUACCACACUGGUGACUUUAAUCAGGCAACCAUUUAUCAACAACGGGCUUUGGAUAUAAACGAGAGAGAACUUGGACUUGACCAUCCCGAUACGAUGAAAAGCUAUGGGGAUCUUUCGGUCUUUUACUAUCGUCUCCAGCACAUUGAACUCGCACUCAAAUAUGUGAACCGUGCUCUGUUCCUUCUGUAUUUCACGUGUGGACUCUCUCACCCUAACACGGCUGCAACGUAUAUCAAUGUGGCUAUGAUGGAAGAAGGGAUGGGAAAUGUCCAUGUUGCCCUCAGAUACCUUCAUGAAGCCUUAAAAUGCAACCAAAGAUUACUAGGAGCCGAUCACAUACAGACUGCUGCUAGCUACCAUGCAAUAGCUAUAGCUCUGUCACUGAUGGAAGCUUAUUCACUGAGUGUGCAACACGAGCAAACGACGUUACAAAUUCUUCAAGCAAAAUUGGGGUUAGAGGACCUUCGUACUCAGGAUGCUGCUGCAUGGCUUGAAUAUUUUGAAUCAAAAGCUUUAGAACAGCAAGAAGCAGCAAGAAACGGAACUCCGAAACCGGAUGCAUCUAUUGCCAGCAAGGGUCACCUUAGUGUAUCAGAUCUACUUGAUUUCAUAAGUCCAGAUCAGGAUUCCAAGGGAGAUUCACAGAGGAAACGUCGUGCAAAGGCAUCACCAGUUGGUGAGAAGUCGAAUGAACUCCCAACUGAUGCACGGAAUGAUGAAAUGAUGGUUAAUGAUCCUGUUGAGACCGUUGUAACAAAAGCAGAAUCUACUGUUAAAGAGGAUGUAACAGUACAAGAGGUGGUUGUUCAAAAGGUGAUGAAGGGUCAUAAUAGUCAUAACACCACUAAACAAGAAAAAAUAGUCACAGAAGAAGUUCAAGAAACAAUCUCCGAUGAGGGAUGGCAAGAAGCUAACCCAAAGGUGCGGUCAGGAACCGGUGGUCCGAAAAAGUUUAACCGAAGGCGACCCGAGCUGACCCGACUACAUAUUAACGGUUCUGAAAAAUCUAACAAAGGCCAGAAAGUCACAACACCAACACCAACACCAAGACCUAGUUCGACUGAGUUGACUCAGUCAAAGCAUUCAAAGUCAAGUUUGACCAGUGGUGAUGAGUUGACUAAGCUUCCCGUGAAGACUUCGGUCUCUAGAAUCUCUCCAAGGGUUUCCCCAACUGCAGCAACUCUUAGUGCCAUGGCUUCGAAAUCUGUGUCGUACAAAGAAGUUGCAUUGGCCCCACCAGGUACAGUUUUAAAACCGUUACUCGAGAAAAUAGAGGAAGUUGUGGAGGAAAAUAAGGUAAAAAGCGAUGAACUCGAUGGUUCUAAUGAUGCAUUAGAGGAAGUCAAAAUUGAAGAAGCUGAUGUAGAUGAAAAAAUACCAGAGGAUGAAGUUAUAAAGGAAGUCGAUAUAGUUCACGAGCGUGAGUCAAAAUCAGAAGAAGAAAUUGAAGAUUCCGAAUCGAGAAUCAACAAAUCCGAAAGCAAACUUUCCGCUUCGGCUCAGCCGUUCAGCCCAGGUCAACCUUUGACUCGUCCUCUGACUACAAACGUGUAUGAUGUUAUAGCUAGUCAAGGCAUGUUAGCCGAGCCAGUUGGGUUUCCGCCAAUCGCGGCCCGUGUCCCGUGUGGACCCAGAUCACCUUUAUACUACCGGAUGACCCAAUCUUUCCGGAUGAAAAACGGCUUCUUGAAGUAUCAAAUACCCGGUAGUGGGUUCGGUAACAGCCCGAGAAUCAUGAAUCCACAUGCACCCGAAUUCGUCCCAAAACGAACUUGGCAAGGCUCAGAGGGUGCAACUAGCGAGAAAACUGAAGGUGACGGGUCAAGAAAAACCAGCUCGGAUGCCGAAAAGGCGGAGCUCGCUAGACAGAUUUUACUCAGUUUUAUUGUGAAGUCGGUCCAUGAUAACUCAGAGACCCAACCGAAGUCCGAGACAAGUUCGGGUAAUGAUAAACGGGCUGAAUAUGGUGACGGGUCAACCGAAGCAGUUGCGAAAGACAGUGCGGUUAUAAAGAUUCUUUACGGAAACGAAGGACAACAAGAGACGAACAACCCGGAAAAUAACAAGGAUGGAGACGGUGAAGGGUUUGUGAUGGUGACGAAAAGAAGACGAAAUAAGCAACAGUUUACGAGUGGGGUAAGUGGGUUAUAUAACCACAAUCAACAACAAUCUGUAGUGUCUACUUCGGUACGAUGAAGAGAAGUGGUUUAAGUGUGGAUGGAAACAAUGGGGGAUAAGAUUAAGUGCAAGUUUAAGUUUAAGAAGGGGUGUUAUUUUUUUUGUAACAUAAUGCAGAGGCUGAUGUGGUUGUUAUUGUUGUUCCUCUUCAUGUAAGAGGUUUUGUAUUAGCUAAUAAUGAAACAUAUGCCAGAGGUUUUUGCCUUUAAAAUAAUAAGUAUUUGGCUUUUAACUUU